UUUUAAUGAUCUCCUAAGGAUUUCACAGGAGCUCAGAGGAGGGAGAUGAGUAGGAUAGAGCUUCAUGAACCCACAUUGAACAGUGUGAGCAAGAUCCCUGUGUCUGUGGAAAUAUUUUAAAGUAAAUCUCAGUCUCCGUGUUGCUCCCCUCACGUCUUCAAGGUCAGCGCGCUCUUGGAAACGUGAACAGUUUUCUGGAACCACGAGGCCACCGUUAACAGCCAGCACAGUUGGCAGCUGAGGCUGUAGGCUUUUCUGGUCCCAGGGUGUAUGGUCACCAAUCUCCCAAGGGCUACCCGGUCAGCUUUUUUUUUUUUCCUUUGUUUCAAAUUAAAUAAUUAAGACAUACAGAAAAAUACUCAUGCAACAACAGUGCACCUCCUGAGUGCCAGUAGUAUCAUGAGCUAAAUAAAGACUCAGCAAUAGGCAAAGCUGACUCAGGUCCCUGCCCUUGGGAGCUCCCAGGGGGAAGGGAGUGCAUGGGGGCCAUAAACAGGUGGACAUGCCUCACGUAGAGUGCAAGGACCAGGAGCCACAGCUGCUGGGGGAGAGCAAGGAGCAGCCGCAGGGCGAGGAGAGCCGCGAAGAAGAAGCUGGUCGAGGGCCAGCUAGAAGUCAGGUUUCUAGCCCCUCUAUCGCCACCUCCAGUGCCAACCGCCAGCUGAUGAUGCUAGAAGGGAAGUCAGGAUCCUGCUUUUCCUCUCUGGACUCAAGCAUCGACAUCCUGAAGAAGAGGGCCCAGGAACUGAUUGAAAACAUCAACGAGAGCAGGCAGAAAGACCACGCACUCAUGACCAACUUCAGGGACAGCCUCAAGAUCAAGGUUUCAGACCUGACAGAGAAGCUAGAGGAGAGGAUGUAUCAGAUUUAUAAUCACCAUAACAAGAUCAUUCAAGACAAGCUCCAAGAGUUCACUCAGAAAAUGGCAAAGAUCAGCCAUUUGGAAACAGAGCUCAAACAAGUGUGCCACACCGUAGAGACAGUGUACAAAGAUCUGUGCAUCCAGCCAGAGGCUACUACUUUGGAAGAUCAGACCCACAAAGAUGGCGACUGCUGACAGCUACUGGGAGAGGCCCCUCUUAGUAACAGCAACCAAGAGAAGGCUCAGAGGCCACCGUUCAGGCCACACUGAGAAAAUUGUUUUUCACAGUUCUAUAAUGCAUCUCGGGGGGAUAAAAAAGUCCUUGUGCUAGACCCAAAACUUCAGCAAGUCCAGCCCUGGCCAUGGGCCCAGCUUUGGUGUUCCCCAUACUUGGCAAAUUCACUCCACCCCACCCUGCACAGUUGGUUAAAUGUUUAAUUUUCAACCCGUUCAUGCUUCUUUCACACAGAGGCUGAGAAAGCUGAUGAGCUCUGUGGAGAUAUGUCAGGCCCUUUCUUACCUAAGAGAGGGAAUGGGAACACAGACAUCAGAUAAAUUGCUUGUCCCAGCUGAUCUCCCCAUCCUAAAGCCACCACCCCACAUACCACAUCCCAUGCUGUCAAGUCUGGGUAACAUUUUAGAGCCAUCAGUGUUCUCAUUUGCUCUUCCUAAGCUUAACAGGGUGGAAGGCAAAGGUUACUGCUUCCCUUUUAUGGAGAAUUACAUAACAAUUACGUUUACUUCCUAAAGUGCAAAUCUGACCCCAUCCCUCCCCUGCAUAAAACUCCCUAAAGGCUCUGCUUGUCCUCAGGGUCAUCCCCACACCUGUAGGAUCACCCCAACCCCAACCUUCCCUUUUGCUGUUUCUGGAAUGUCCAUCUAGAAUAGCACACAGAAGCUACUUCACUGUCUUUGCCCAGGGAGCUACACUUGCCUUCAGGCCCAACCUGGUCCCACUUUCUUCUCAAGAUGAGCACUUGUACCUUUAUACAUCUCUGCCUGGCUGAUACUAGAUUGUACUUUUUUUCAAAUAAUCUUUUUCCAUGUCUCUUCCCACAGGGAAAGGUGUUCUAGGUCCAAUGCGAUUAUAUCCAGUUGCCAGAUGUAGGCACUACAGCCUGACAAUGAUUUGUCUUUUUUCUCUUAACAUAAAAUGGAGUGGUGAUU
Molecule: messenger RNA, 2029 nt
Organism: Canis lupus familiaris (dog)
Lineage: Eukaryota; Metazoa; Chordata; Mammalia; Carnivora; Canidae
Gene: SYCE2
Product: synaptonemal complex central element protein 2
Exons: 5
Coding region: 503-1057 (184 amino acids)
Biological process (GO): synaptonemal complex assembly
Cellular component (GO): central element
Source: RefSeq, a predicted model, not a curated record